Messenger RNA from Fundulus heteroclitus (mummichog), 3627 nucleotides. Its product is annotated as EloA-BP1 and REX1_like domain-containing protein. The transcript has 16 exons. Gene Ontology annotation, molecular function: exonuclease activity; nucleic acid binding. The coding region runs from base 51 to 3422 and encodes 1123 amino acids. The record is from RefSeq and is a predicted model, not a curated record. NCBI's taxonomy places the organism in Eukaryota, Metazoa, Chordata, Actinopteri, Cyprinodontiformes, Fundulidae. Gene Ontology annotation, cellular component: nucleus.
CCGAAGGCACACGGUCAAUUUAGUUUAACCAGUUGAACGUUUUUUCCACAAUGUUUCCAUCCUCUGGUCUUUUUAUCCACAUAAACUGCCCUUUUUGGCGUUGCGAGAGGCCUCAUUGUUUGUACAAACAUGCCGCAGAAUCGAGGGAAACGUUUGAUGGCUUGCUUAAAUCAGCCGUGGUGGACUUAACAGGGCAAACGGGGGAUCAGUAUGAUGGCAGUUUUACAUCAGUAAGUGAGAACUCCCUGCAUGAGCUGGAACGACUCGAAAAGCAGAUCGAAACUGCGAAGCACGAAGUGGAGCAGGAGCAACGGCGGCUCUCGUGCUAUCAGACCAACCAGGCGGAAAGAAGCGCCAAUACGCUCGGAACGAAGCGCGACACCGGUGUCUCCUACGGACUUUGUUCAAGCAAAGACCACAACUCGCAUGUGCAAGCUAAGAAGUAUGUGGUGGGCAACUCGAAGCCAAGGACUGAUUUAGAGUACGACCCGCUGUCCAACUUUACCGCUGCCUUGCAGUCCUACAGCUCAUCGGCCAAGGAACGCAAAGGGAAAACCCAACAAGACGGGAGGAGCUCCGGGGGUGUUCGAUCUGGUGAAAGGCCGUCUACCCGUCAAGCCCAGAUGUACCGACCUCCAUCUCCAGAAAUCCUUGAAGACUCUAUCGAGGAAGGUGUCCUGGUUAUUGACGUUUCUUUGUCACCAGACAAAACCAGCGAUCAAACCCAAAACACUGCCGACUUAUCAGGCAAGUCCGCCCAGGAUGCACAGAGAGACGCGAAGGAGAUCAAGAAAGGGAAACAUUUUCUCGAUUCUCCACCCAAGAUGAAAACUGAGGCGGCAAAUGCUGCGUCUUCAUCCGCUUCAAAGGAUAAUGCAAGAAAAGUCCCGUCCGACCCAACGGAGAACGACCCAGUCUUGUCUAAUUUUAAGAAAACGAAAGUUAACAGAAAUGAGGAUAGGAGUGUAGCCAACUUAACUGGAUGUUUAGAAGAGCUUCGAAGACGAUGUGAGAACGCUGGUUUUAAAUCCCCUGAGAGGGUGAAAAAACCCACCGACUCGGCAGAUUUUUCCACCAUCUCAGAGCAACCGUAUCACUUGAGUAGUCCACAACCACAUCCCGCCUCUCAACUCAAACGACCUGCUCCCAAGCAAGCCUCCAUAACGGAGCAGGUAAUACCAGAGGGUGAAAAAGUGGCCGUAAAAACGAGCACCAAAGCUUUCAUGAGCCAGAGACGAGCAGAGGCAGGACAAAGCGACUGCCAAACUCAAAAUGUCACAUCUGUAAAUCCACCUGGCAGAACUGAAUCAUCUGAAACCACAAAACGGCCGCUGCUGCAAGAAGAUGAUGAAGUGAUAAUGAUCAGCUCCAGCUCUGAGAAGGAGGAUGAUGAUGAUGAUGAGGAGAAGGAGGGGGAAAAUGAGAUUAAUUACUCAGAGAUAGAGCUUUCUGAUAGUGACCCAAUGGAGGAAUGCUACAGGAUCUUCAUGGAGGCAAACGGCAAGGAAGGGGAGGAGGAGGAGGAAUGUAGCACAUCUGUCAGGACUGACCCAGACGUGCAGAAACCUGAGGUAAACCCUACAGCUCCAUCUCUAAGAGGGAAAAAGAGGGUGGCUCAUGAAGCCAAGAAUUCAGAGCAGCCCUUGACCAAGAGAAGACCUGAGCCUCAGAUUUUGGUGCCUCUGCGGGAACCUGGGGCUGUGAGAUUGAACUCCCGGGCUUCUGUCACUUCCAGGAUCCAGCAGGUGAAGCAGAGAGCCUUCAUGGUGACCGCGCCCCUUAAAGCGGGUCAGAAUGUAGUUCCUCCUGUGAGUCAGAAACAAACCCUACCUUCAGCUUCAACUCCAACUCCGAAAAACAUUCAGCCUUCUCCGGUGCAAAAUGCUUAUUUGAACUGCAUCCCUUUGGGAACGGCAGUCAUCGAAGUGGGCAACAAUGUGCACCUGGUCCUCCCCGAGGGCAGCUUCCCCAUCUCCGUCGCCUCCAGCUCCACCGCAGUCACUCCGGUGCUAACUCCAGUGACUCAGGUUCAUCCCAACGCUGCAGCCGCCGCCCCAUCAAGAUACCGCCCAACGGCGCCUUUGCUCAUUCCAGCUCCACCACGACGUCCCGCGCUCGGCUCUGCUUUGGCAUCGACAUCUUCGCAGUCAGCAGUCGGGCCUUCCACAACGUCUCAGCCCGCUGCUCAGGCAGCCGUUAAGCCGCUGCCUGUCAGACGUAAGCUGAAGCAGCAAAGUGAAGCAGGAAGGGACAAAGUGCCCCACGAUGUCCGUCAGCGUUACCUGAACAUGUUCACACAGGAGUUUCUUAAAACGACGGCUGAUGUUAAUGAAGCUUUUGAGAAGGCCCUUGCGGAAGAGAAGAACGUUUACAAUCGCAGUACGAACAAACUAAAAUAUCUGAGUGUUUCAGUGAACGUCCUCAAAAGACUGAAGAGCCAAAGUGCUACAGCGAAAAGUGAAAAACGGGUCCAAAGGCCAAAAGGCAACAUCCCAUUUCAGCAAAGAAAGAUCAAAGAAAAUGCAGGUGACACGGUGUUGUAUGAAAUUUUCAAGGGUUAUACUUUGACUGACGAACAAAUGAUAGAAAACAACUAUCCUGUGCAGCACCCAGAAAAACCUGGUUCUGCUGUUCUGUUCUCUGAGAAGAAAGCGAGCACAGACCCUCUUAAAAGGAUCUGCUGUCGGUGUGGGGCAACGUACUCUGUGGAUCAAACAGGCAAACACCUCAGAAAAGAGGAGUGCAACUACCACUAUGGGAAAGGCGUUACGAAAAAAGUUCCAGGUGGGGUGGAAACUCGCUACAGCUGCUGUCAGGGAGUCAUGGGAGCUCCCGGAUGUCAGAUGUUUAAGUUGCAUGUGCACGAUUUUCUCAGCCUGGAUGGGUUUGUAUCUACGUCACCCAGACGUCCUUCAGACGUGAGCUGUCCUGGAGUUUAUUCCUUGGAUUGUGAGAUGUGCUACACUGUUCAAGGCCUGGAGCUCUCCAGAGUGACGGUGAUCAACUCUGAUCUUCAGGUCGUCUACGACACAUUUGUCAGACCUGAUAACGAGGUCAUCGACUAUAACACCAGGUUUUCAGGCAUCAGUGAGGACGAUGUGAAAGGUAACCACACCUCCCUCUGGGAGGUCCAGGACACUUUGUUGAGCUUCAUCAGUGCCGACACUAUUCUGGUUGGACACGGCCUGGAAACAGACCUUUGUUUACUUAAGCUGCUUCAUGGGGUGGUGGUAGACACGUCAGUGGUCUUCCCCCAUCGUCUAGGUCCACCUAACAAGCUGAGCCUCAACAGCCUCACAGCUGAAUACCUCAGGAGGAUUAUUCAAGAGAGUGUUUGUGGCCACGACACUGCAGAAGAUGCAGCCGCCUGCUUGGAGCUUAUGCUGUGGAAGAUGAAAGAAGAUGGGAAGCUGAAGAAAUGAGGAGCUGACAUACUAAUUAUAAAUGAAACAUAUGUAUGUUGAUUAAAGACAUGAAGGGCUGUUUAUUUUAAUUUAAUUUAGUUUUUUUUUUUUUUUUUUUUUUUGAUGGACGUUUUAGUUGAGCCCAUUUACCAUGUCGAUAUUAAUAUUUAUGAGGCUCAAGGAUAGAGCUGUUAUAAAUAUUUCCAAAAUAAAAGCAUGAAAU